AUAUGAAAACAAACAUACCCUAACUAAUCACUUCACAUUCUCUCUUUGUACCCAAACACAAACAUAAUGACAGUAAAACUAAUUAGAGCCAUUUAAUUAGUCUUAGCCUCAUGAGUUACCAUCGCUAACCCAUUCUUCUUUGUUCUUUCUUCUUUUCCCUCUUCUAAUUCCAAUAUCACACUCUUCAUUGCCAUAGUUUUCCUUUUAACUCUUGUAUUCUUUAUCCUUUUCUCAUCCAUGUUGUCUGUUUCCUAACAAUGAAAUUUAUGAAAAAUUUGUUUAAAAGAAGAGCCUCAUCAAAGUCUAAAGAGUCGUCAAAAGCUGAAAUUCAUGGGGAUGUGUUGAUUGAUGAUGAUUCCAAGGAAAUGGAUCAAGAGAGCAUUCAAGAAAUGGAGUCAUCAUUGGAGCUUUAUUCAUUAUGUGAAUCAAACGAAGAAAAACGAAAAAAUAAGACGGUAGUUACUAGAAGAAGUUGUAAUUUGUGCAUGUAUGAGGAAGAUUCAUGGCAAGUUCUUGUAGCGAAGCCCAUCAAAAAGGAAGAAAAUAAAGAGUUCUUUGAAGCCCUGUCUUUUUGGAAAGAGCAAGAAAAUCGGGAGAUUUGUAGACAUGAAAAGUAGCAAACUUAGGGUAACUGGUACAACUAUGCCAUAAAUCAAGUUAGUAUAUAUGAUAGGUCAUAAUAGAUAACAUUUAAGGAAUAAUUAUGAUCAUGAUGAGAUCAUAACAUAGCCCUUUUUUUUCAAACAAAAUAUUCUGGCUAUUUAGCUAUUUUCUUUAUUGAUUUAUUGGUAAUGAUGCGAUCAUAACUUAAUAGUAAUUUUCUACAAUUUGUGGUGAAAUGGUGAUUGAUUAGUUUGAGUACU
This is a messenger RNA of Arachis ipaensis, 863 nucleotides long. The record is from RefSeq and is a predicted model, not a curated record. NCBI's taxonomy places the organism in Eukaryota, Viridiplantae, Streptophyta, Magnoliopsida, Fabales, Fabaceae.